Tripterygium wilfordii is the source of this 2203-nucleotide messenger RNA. RefSeq names its product receptor-like cytosolic serine/threonine-protein kinase RBK2. The record is from RefSeq and is a predicted model, not a curated record. NCBI's taxonomy places the organism in Eukaryota, Viridiplantae, Streptophyta, Magnoliopsida, Celastrales, Celastraceae. Gene Ontology annotation, molecular function: ATP binding; protein kinase activity. Gene Ontology annotation, biological process: protein phosphorylation. The transcript is spliced from 9 exons. The coding region runs from base 187 to 1701 and encodes 504 amino acids.
AAGCGAUUUUUAUGCAACUGAUGAGGUGAGAUGUCAAGCAAAUAUGGAUGCUGGAGAAACAAAGGGAAACCAUGUCAACCGCUAUUUUCAUCUUGCUCUCCCACUCUCAUUCUCUCCCUUGCAUCUCUCUCUGUCAUUUCCUUUGGUUUGUGAGGCCUCUCUGGUUCGGUCAUCUUUUGGGAAUUCAUGGAAGAUGUCCGAGAACCUUCUGCCGCUUCAUGCAAAGGUUCUCGGGACAUUGCUGAGGAAAGUCGAGAAAGGAAGCUUACUUCUGUAACAGACAGAAGAUCACGGGCUUGUUUGUCUGACCCUCUGGAAUCUCAUGACUUGCAACUUUUGGGUGUCGAGGAUGAUAGCAUGGACCAAUCAUCUCCAAGAGGAGUUCUUGAUAAGUGCUCAACCACUAUGGAAUCUGAAAAAAGUAGCGUCGAAUCUGAAAAAAAUAGCAUAGAAUCUGAAAAACCUCCCAAGGCCAGCACUUCUCAAUCAGAAAGCCAAAUAAAUCCCAUAGCACCGAUUCAUUUGCGUCGCUUCUUUCGUGCAUUGAAAGAAGGACCUGCAGCACACUUUCGGACCAUACCUCCUUUGAAAAGUGUACCAAAGCUCACCAGAAAGAAAAACAAAAGAAUUAGAGACUCGGUAGCUUCUUCUUUCAUUACUUUUUUUGAUGCUGAUCUAUGCUAUUUCAAAUCUUCCUGGAAGAACUUUGCACUGUCAGAGCUUGAAGCUGCUACCAACAACUUCAGCCAUGAAAAUUUGAUUGGAGAAGGAGGGUAUGCUGAAGUCUACAAGGGAGAAUUGCCAGAUGGACAGCUUGUUGCAAUCAAACGACUAACCAGAGGUUCCCCAGAAGAGAUGACUACAGACUUCUUGUCUGAGCUUGGGAUUAUAGUUCAUAUUGAUCAUCCCAAUCUUGCUAAAUUAAUUGGGUAUGGGGUAGAAGGGGGAAUGCACCUUGUUCUUCAGUUGUCUCCGCAUGGGAGCCUAUCCUCUUUGCUUUAUGGAUCAAAGGAAAAACUGGAUUGGGCCAUCCGAUUCAAGGUAGCUUUAGGGACUGCUGAGGGCCUGCAUUAUCUACAUGAGGGUUGCCAGAGGAGAAUUAUUCACAAAGACAUCAAGGCCUCUAACAUAUUGCUUACAGAGGAUUUCGAGCCCCAGAUUUCUGAUUUUGGGCUUGCGAAGUGGCUACCAGAUCAAUGGACUCAUCACACUGUAGAUAAAGUUGAAGGCACAUUUGGUUACCUUCCUCCAGAGUUUUUCAUGCAUGGUAUAGUAGAUGAGAACACAGAUGUAUAUGCUUAUGGGGUUUUGCUAUUAGAGCUCAUUACAGGACGACAGGCUUUAGAUAGUUCACAGCAAAGCCUUGUGAUGUGGGCCAAACCCUUGAUCAUGAAGAAUAGCAUCGAAGAGCUUGUUGAUCCAACUAUUGAUGAGCCCUGUGACUCGGAAGAGAUGAAACGUGUGGUCUUCACAGCUAGUAUGUGUAUACAUCAGGAUCCAGCAGAACGACCUCAAAUGAGUCAGGUUCUGCAGAUUUUGAAGGGUGAUGAAAGCACAUUGCAGCAGGUCAAACUACACCAGAACUCGAAACUUCAAAGAUCAUACUCUGAGGAACUCUGUGAUGCAGACGAAUCCAAUCCAGCCACGUAUUUGAAUGAUCUUCAUCGACAUAUGGAGGUUGUUUUAGGCCACAGUGACUAAGGUUAAAUCUACAUCUGUUGUUGAUGAAGUUUCAACACUAGGGUGCUGCAGAGGUGCCAUGACUGAAAUUUGAUCCUUCCUUGAAUCAACGAGUGAUUACUGUUUCAGUUUCGACAACAUACUACUGAGUUUGCCUCAUUGAUGAACCCUGGACUGAGCUACUGAAUCAGUUUGGGAAGAAGUAAAUAGGCCUGAAGCAAGAGAAGGAAAAAUAGUAGAAAGGAGAGAGCCAGGUUAACCUUAUUGUUUUGUAAUGGCAAGUUACAUGUCAUGUAUUAUUAGUGUUCUCAAGAGAAUGGAGAAAAUCUCAUGAAUGGGAUUUUAUCAGAGGCAAUGUUUUCUGCAGCGGAAUUCAAAUACAUAUGUAUGAAGUGGGAGGGAUUGCUUUUCACAGUCUCUUAUGGUUUGGAAAAGGUUACCAUAAGCUAAAGUAUAUGUGGAAACAUUUGGUGACCAGUCAUGUUGUGUGUAAAGUUUGCAAAUCCAAAUGUUCUAUUAGCAA